CUUCCAGGUUGCGUGCUGUUCUCCACCAAGCGUGGUCCUCGGCGCUCACGAGCUCGAGUCGAGGGCGGCAAACGCGUGUGUUCAGGUAUAUACGUGCGCCGAUUAUCGAAGUCGACGAAUUCGUCACUGAGAGUCAACUCAGGUUCUUCAAGCUCGAGGAAUAAACGAGUCGAGACGAUUCUCCGAAAAUGCGAGAAGCACGCGAUGCGUGCGAUCGACAGGUGACACGUUCCCGCUAAAACCGGCGAAAGAGUUUUACGUGUUCCGCUCGGUCCACGAAAAUUGAAGCGCGCGUAUUCUGGACAACAGCGAUGGAUCAUCAACGAGUGUGUCGGUGAGCGAAGGGAUUUUUUUUCGGCGCGAUCGAUACUACGCGGAAUCGUCGUGCGUGAUCCGAGUGUGGAAUUCGAUGGGAUUGCUAUCGGCAUCGUAGUGGUUAGAAAGGUGAGGCCAGGAAGUGCUCGGUCGAUUUAGCCGUUUGAUAAUCGAAAGAUCAAGUUCCUUCUUCCUCCGCGUGCGAAACUCAUCGUUCGUUUUGCAUCGAUCGAAGCCAGAAGUCUCUUGGAUUCGUGUUGAAAGAAGAGAAAUGUGUUGAAGAAGAUUCUGUCGCGAGUCGGCUCCGUUAUUGUGUUAGACUACAAAAGUGGGAAAAUCUCUCCCUUCAGCUCCGAAUCUCGUAAUCGGAUUUUGAUGAGAGGCGCUUUUCUGAUAGAUCAUCCUCAUCCGAAGAAACCGCCGAGCGAACUUCUUCACGGCACGUCGGAAUAAUCGCAGCAGGGAUCCGCGAGAAUACCCGAGAAGAAUUCCAAAUACCUCUUCGUUUCACUCUUCGCAUUUGCAUUCAUACCGGAGUUUCACGGAACGACGCGCGUUCGAUCGCGAUCCGAUUUCGCAACCGGUGAAGGGGAUCAGGAUCGAGAUUAUCAUCCUCGUCCCUGUCAUUGCUGAGAGGAGAGAGGAGAAACCCUGCAGACCCGUUCGAGGCUAGCUGCCGAGCUGCCGCGGCUCGAGAGGAUCCACGAGGAAUUCUCCACGGACUCCAGGACGAUCGCCAGACGGCGAGCCACUGGUGCGUCCGCGAUGGAGGACGAGCUGCGAUGUCCCAGCUGUAAGGAGCUGUUCGUGGAGCCGGUGUUGUUACCCUGCUGGCACGCGUUGUGCUUAGCCUGCGCGGUUAAUCUGCAGGCGCCUCCGGACUCGCCUCCGGAAUCCACCGCCGACUCGUCGAACGCGCCCGGCUCGGACCAGGAGGCCGACAAACUGUCGAUCCUGUCCGAGACCGAUUCCGGGGUCGUCUGCAGCAGCACGUCGACGAGCUCGCGACCGGGCAGCUACGUCGGCACCCCGGGCAACGGCGGCGGCUUUCCGCCGUCCGGCGGCACCCUCUGUCUCUCGUGCCCCGUCUGCCAGAAGACCGUCUACUUCGACGAGGGCGGCGCCCACAAUCUGCCCAAGUAUUGGGCGAUGCAACACAUCGUCGAGAAGUAUCAGGAAUCGCGGAACUCGCGGCUGCAGUGCCAGAUGUGCGAGGGAGAACCGCGCGACGCGACCGUCGCGUGCGAGCAGUGCGAGGUUUUAUAUUGCGACGCCUGCAGAGAGUCCUGCCAUCCGAAGAGGGGCCCACUGGCGACCCACAAUCUGGGACCACCGAGAGGCAGCUGGCAAUCGAACGGAGGCAAGGGAUCCCGGCCCGAGAGCACGCCUGUCUGCAACGAUCACAACGGCGAAGCGGUGACUCUCUAUUGCGCCCUUUGCAAAAUCGCGAUAUGCGCCCUGUGUCUUCGUGAUCGCCAUGCCGCGCAUCCUCACGACGUUCUGCCGUUGGCCGCAGCCUGCAAGGCGCAAAAGACGGAGCUGUCGCAGAAUUUGCAGCAGCUGUCGGAGAGAGCCCGCUCGACGACGGAGUUCAUUCAAAGGCUCAAAGGAAUGACGGACAAAGUGCAUGAGGAAUGCGUGGCGCUCGAGAGUGAGGUCGAGGAUCGGGUGGCGAACCUGGUGAGUCUCCUGCAAGCGAGGAAGUCCCGACUGAUCGAGGCCGCUCGACAGACCCGCGAGGCCAGAGUGCGCUCGUUGCGCGACCAGGUUACCAGAUGCGCGACGCAUCUGCAGACGACUACAGCGCUCCUUACCUUCUGCAUCGAGGCGCUGAAGGAGACGGACAGCGCGGCCUUCCUGCAGAUCGGCGGCAUGCUAUGUAAGGCGGCGACCGCCGCCGGCUCCUGGGGUGGCGCCGAGGGCGUUCAGGAGAUCGCUCGUCUGCCGCUGCUGGAUCUCACCCUGGACGACAAGCCGCUGCGCCGCGCCAUCGAUCAGAUGACCUUCGUCCAGCUGAAACCGUCAGAAGGGGAGGAACGAUUUCCGACAGCAGCACCCGGAGCGCCUUUACUGAUCCCCGAAGAGUGCAGCGCCGAGAACAACAGCGUCACCGUUGCCUGGCAGCCGCCACCUGGGCACGGGAUUAUAGGUUGCGCCGGGCAAAGAGGCCCAGCUAUCGAGGGAUACCUCUUGGAGUUGGACGACGGCUGCGGCGGGGAGUUCAGGGAGGUGUACUGCGGCCGCGAGACUAUCUGCACGGUGGACGGGCUGCACUUCAAUUCGCUCUAUAACGCCAGGGUGCGGGCCUUUAACAGCGCCGGCGAGGGCGAGUACUCGGAACUGAUCGGCCUUCAGACCGCGGAGGUGGCGUGGUUUUCGUGGGCCACCGGAGCGGCCGGCAUACCACAGGAGGUGUCCAUAUCGGAGGACGCGAUGAGCGCGUCCUGCGAGGGCUACGAGCACCGCGUCGUUCUCUCGAGUGUCGGCUUCUCGCGAGGCGUCCACUACUGGGAGCUGACUAUCGAUCGAUAUCACAGUGACACCGAUCCGGCCUUCGGUAUCGCUCGGGCCGACGUGUCGCGCGAUCAGAUGCUAGGUAAGGACGACAAGGGCUGGAGCAUGUACAUAGAUCGGCAACGGUCGUGGUUCAUGCACGGAGGCGGUCACGCACAGCGCACCGAGGGUGGCGUCCAGCAGGGUUCGACCGUCGGCGUCCUCCUCGACCUUGACACCACGCACACCCUGCGCUUCUUCGUCAACGAUCAGCCGCAGGGCGGUGUCGCCUUCCGCGACCUCUACGGCGUCUUCUAUCCGGCGAUAAGCCUUAAUCGCGGCGUCACCGUCACUCUCCACACCGCUCUGGACGUGCCGCGUCAUCUGCUCGCGCUCCACGAGGAGUACGUCAGCGAUAUGGUUCAGAGCUAGGGGUAUCUCAACGUCCUGAAGAAAGGCCUGCCGCAGGAGAUCGGCUCGCCCUUAGGCUCGAUCGUCUGCACCGGCGACAGGUGCAGGGACUUCGAAUCGGGCCAGCUGCUGGAGAAGAUCGUCGAGGAGAGCCCGGUCGACGUUAAUUGAUGAAGCGGAUAGAAGCUCAUGAAUGCCUAAUGUGUGAAAGAAAAAUCGUACUCGUAAGUAGUCUCGGUUUUCUAUCAUCUAUCGCUCUCGGUUCGAUGCACUCGAAAUCGCUCCGAGAUAUAUCGUCUCCGCGACGUCGACGUGGACCAUGAUGACUCUUUUUUUUUCGCCGAAAUUGCGCGGCGAAAAUCAUGCGAGACUGCGGUUUGAUUUUCUCGAGGACUCGGGACACACGCGAUAUUCCCUCCGAAUACUUUGCGAUACUUUUGCAAUUAUUCGAAAAUGUAUUUUGCGAGUACAGCGAGUACAUUUUAUGUCAUAUCCGAUUUAUUAGAAGUAAGGGUUUUUGAUCUUUUAUGUGUAUGAUUCAGAAAUGUAUAUUGUCUCUGAGGAGCGUUAAUCCGAGUGAAAUUCGGAUCCUCGCUUCUUGCCUGAAUAAACGGGAUCCACGAGAAAUGACAAUUCAACAGGUUUAUAUAGAAACUUUGGCGAGGAAAUUUCGACGAAAGGGACGUACACCGUGAAACUUUUCGGAUCCGGCUUGUUCGAAAAAUUGAAACUUAGAAUCGAAAUUCCAGUUGAAAUCGAGAUUACAUUUUCCCAUCCUAUAUAAAGAUAAUUAUCUUAACCGUAAUUGAUUAGUCUUUCUUUCCUCAGUUCGCUCAAAAGCUCAAUGCUCGCGCUCUUUUAGCAUCAAAAGUAAGUUCUCGAUCUGAAUUCCGUGCCGAUUUUACAAUUCAAUUUUUUCUUUGUAAAAUGAAAUUAUUUAUAAGAGAUAUAAAAUUUUAUAAAAAUGUUCUUUUGCGUUAUACGAUGAUCACGCGAGGUUUUCACCUCGAAAGAACGAUGAGUUCCUCGAGAGGGAUUAGCAAGAUGAUUCGACGCUGUAUGAAGGUAUAGGUGAUGAAAGAGUUGAUUACACGAUCGAUAAAAACUGCGACGAGCGAACAUUGAGCGAUCGUCGAGUUUCUUUACCGGUUACUUGAUGCAAACUGCGGAGAAGACUACUCGACGUCCUUCUCGAUGCCUUCUGUCGGCCCUUCGAGAUACUCUUCGCGCACCCCAAAGUCUCGACUUUACUCCCCGAAGUAAGAAGUUCCAAGAGAAUCGUCGCGUUUCGAGAGACGAGUGAUACUCACGUUUCUUCCUCCAUCGGCGAAUUUCGCAAAGAGAGUUUCCUUUCACUUAUUCGGGGUGUCUCUUCGGUUCUCUCGACGCGAUCUCUCGAACCCGACCGAUUGAUCGCUUCUACUCAAACACGGCCCUCGACAAAGUUUACCGGCGACGAUACUUGGCUAUUUGCUAAUGGACGUUUCCUUGCUACCAAGGGUCAAUUCUUGCAGUUUCCGGUUAAGUAUCAGGUAAUUUCUCCGACCAAUACAUACCUUCCUAGAUUGUAGGGUCGGAGAGUCAACGAGUUAGGUGAUCGAUCGCAGAAGUGCGUCGUCGAGUUCUCGUCGAGGUUACUUCCGACUCGAACGUGAAAUGUAUUCGGGAAACGUAUAGGAAAAAUAUUUUCUUCGCUUCGCUUUUAUACAUAUAGCGCGCGAUAUAAAUAGAAAGUGUACUGAUCUUCGAGCUGGGAGCUUCAUCUCGGUUCUCUCAAUUUCCUGACGAGAGAUGUUAUUUAUAGAUUGCGUGACGUGUGCGCAAAUUACCUCAUUAAGUCUGGAAAACAAAGUUUCUCACUCUCUGUGAUUUUAGAGUGAUUUUAUACCGCGUCUUGUAUAUUUUAAAUAUCCGCGUGUCGAUUGAAAUAUCAUCCCGAUAGUCGCUGGUUUAGCGCGAUUAUUGAUCGCACGAACGAAACCAGGAGUUUCGAGUCUAAGUUUCAGUUUCUCGAACAAGCCGGAUCCAAAAAGCUUCACGGUAUGCGUUCUCCCUCGCCGAAAUCUCGCCAAAGUUUCUAUAAACCUGUUGAAUUGUCAUUUCUCGCGGAGCCCCCGUUUAUAUUCAGACAAGAGUGGCGCGAGACGAAUUUCCUAGGGAAUUCCCAAGGAAUACGGUUCCUCGUCCUGUUCGCGCGAUCGAUACACAAAAAGAUCGCUCGAUCGCAGCACCCAUUAUCCAUAUCGAACGCACACAAGUAUAAGUAUAAUCGCGUUUUGUAGGCGUUAAGCUCCACUAAAAGCGUAAAUAGAUAGGUAAGGCGUUAAUAAAGCACAAUGCUGCCGCGGCUUUAGUGUACAAUAACAUACGAAUCGAGUAUACGUUUUCUAGUCUUCGAUAGAAAGACCCCACUUUGAUCGACAUUUCUCUCCCUUCUGUUUGUUCACCCUUAUUCCGUCGUCCUUCCUCCAAUUCGUCUCCAAUUUCGCGCUGGUCCUUUUUUUACGACUUUGUAUCUCAUCGACGGUCAGAAGCACUGAACGCGCUCGAUUUUCUCGUUAUAUCCCCGAUGUAACGAUAACCCGGAAGCGAUUAUUCCGCGCCGGGCAUUGCGUUCGCUGCUGCGCGCGCGCCUAUUGGCGCCAUGUGUACAUAAGUGUAUAUAUUAUAUAUGACUAUAUCGAUUGUACCGCCGAUUGAAUUUGCCGAUUGUACCAUUUACGACUAUAUCGGAUCAAUAAAACGCAACGAAAACGCC
Messenger RNA from Nylanderia fulva, 5977 nucleotides. RefSeq names its product E3 ubiquitin-protein ligase Trim9 (gene Trim9). Lineage: Eukaryota; Metazoa; Arthropoda; Insecta; Hymenoptera; Formicidae. Gene Ontology annotation, cellular component: neuron projection. The record is from RefSeq and is a predicted model, not a curated record. Gene Ontology annotation, biological process: axon guidance. Gene Ontology annotation, molecular function: zinc ion binding; protein binding.